This is a messenger RNA of Aspergillus melleus, 639 nucleotides long. Its product is annotated as Mic19 family protein. The transcript has 3 exons. The coding region runs from base 1 to 639 and encodes 212 amino acids. Lineage: Eukaryota; Fungi; Ascomycota; Eurotiomycetes; Eurotiales; Aspergillaceae. The record is from RefSeq and is a predicted model, not a curated record.
AUGGGCUCCGGUAGCUCCAAGCCCGAGGCGACGGCGGACUCGAAACAUAUCUUCCAGGGUACCGCACCUAUCCAAUUCUCCUCGAACGUCGUCGACUCCCUCCAGAACAACACCGAGACGGACUCCGCGCGCGCCAAAUCCCUCGAACUGCAAAUCCAAGCCCGCGUCUCCCAAGAACUUGAGCGCCUUCGCGAACGCGAACAACAAACCCUCGCCGAGAUCGAAAAGCGCCUCUCCGAAGUCAAAGACACCGGAUCUUCCUCCUCCGCUGGCCUGUCCCCCGCGACCCCCAACGUCAGCCACCCGCCCGGCUCCCUGAACCUGGACGCGCCUCGGAUCCCGUUCGCCGGCCGCGAAUAUGCCCCCGUGCCGCCCGUGGCCGCGGACGAGGCGAAGCCGGUCAACCGGGAUAUUUCGCGGGAGUCGGUGAACGAGGAGAUUGAGGAGUUGCGGGCGAGACUGGAGGGACGGAGGAAGUUGGUGGAGCUGGAUUCGGGCGUUGAGAAGGCCAAGGCGGAUGUGGUGAGCUGUUUGCGGUUGAAUGAUCGGAGGCCGUUGGAUUGCUGGAAGGAGGUCGAGGGGUUCAAGAAGGAGGUUGCGAGGUUGGAGGAGGCGUUUGUGGAUCGUGUGGUUGGUUGA